This is a messenger RNA of Camelina sativa (false flax), 1860 nucleotides long. Its product is annotated as ATP-sulfurylase 3, chloroplastic. The record is from RefSeq and is a predicted model, not a curated record. Gene Ontology annotation, molecular function: adenylylsulfate kinase activity; sulfate adenylyltransferase (ATP) activity. NCBI's taxonomy places the organism in Eukaryota, Viridiplantae, Streptophyta, Magnoliopsida, Brassicales, Brassicaceae. Gene Ontology annotation, biological process: sulfate assimilation.
GUGCUCGUCGAACCUUUGACGAAUUCUUGGAUAAAGUUCGAUUCUAGCAUCGGUUGUAUGAAUUUAAAAUGAAUACUACUACUACUACUACUUAUUGUUUUGUGUUGCCAAAUAAAUAAAUGUUUUCUUCAGUUUAGUGUUUCAGAUGUCUAGGUACAUUUUCAAUUAAUCACUUUGAUCUAUAAAAAGCCCACUCUCACACUUCAUCUUCCACUUCAAAAUUCAAUUUUUAUUUAAGAUUCUCUCAUUCUCCUCCAUUAGAGUAAGUAAAAGCUUAAAGCUUCGCUAUUUUGUGAUUCCCUCCUUCAUUGUCUUCCAUGUCUACCGUCUUCCCCAAAUCAACCUCUUUCAUCUCUCAACCACUCACCAAACCCCACAAAUCCGAUUCAAUCACCACAUCAGUUUCAUUCCCUUCGAAUUCAAGAAACCGUAGCCUAAGAACGUCACGCGUACGAGCUGGUCUAAUCGAGCCAGAUGGUGGGAAGCUCGUGGAUCUUGUCGUAUCAGAGCCGCGACGGCGAGAGAAGAAACACGAAGCGGCGGGUUUGCCGAGAGUGAGAUUGACGGAGAUUGAUCUACAGUGGAUGCACGUAUUGAGUGAAGGUUGGGCAAGUCCGCUUCGAGGGUUUAUGAGGGAAUCAGAGUUCCUCCAAACCCUUCAUUUCAAUUUUCUCAAUCUCGAUGAUGGAUCCGUCGUUAACAUGUCUGUGCCUAUUGUUCUUGCUAUUGAUGAUGACCAGAAAGCUCUGAUUGGUGAAUCGAAACGAGUCUCUCUUGUUGAUUCUGAUGAUAACCCUAUCGCUAUCCUCAACGAUAUUGAGAUUUAUAAACAUCCGAAAGAAGAACGGAUAGCGAGAACUUGGGGUACCACUGCGCCGGGUUUGCCUUAUGUAGAAGAGGCGGUAACCAAUGCUGGGAACUGGCUCAUUGGUGGUGAUCUUGAGGUUUUGGAACCUGUUAAGUACAAUGAUGGGCUUGACCGUUUCAGGCUUUCGCCGUUGGAACUGCGUAAUGAGCUAGAGAAACGUGGCGCGGAUGCUGUGUUUGCGUUUCAGCUUAGGAACCCGGUUCAUAACGGACAUGCUCUUCUUAUGACUGAUACUCGUAGGAGACUUCUUGAGAUGGGUUACAAAAACCCUAUUCUUUUGUUACAUCCGUUGGGAGGGUUUACAAAAGCGGAUGAUGUUCCUCUCAGCUGGCGAAUGAAACAGCACGAGAAGGUGCUAGAGGACGGUGUUCUUGAUCCAGAGACGACUGUGGUGUCUAUAUUCCCAUCUCCAAUGCUUUAUGCUGGUCCAACCGAAGUGCAGUGGCACGCAAAGGCUAGGAUCAAUGCUGGUGCUAACUUCUACAUUGUGGGUAGAGAUCCGGCUGGAAUGGGUCACCCUGUGGAGAAACGUGACCUGUAUGAUGCUGAUCACGGGAAGAAAGUACUAAGCAUGGCUCCUGGACUCGAACGACUCAACAUUCUUCCUUUCAGGGUUGCUGCAUACGAUAAGACACAAGGCAAGAUGGCUUUCUUUGAUCCCUCGAGAGCUCAGGAUUUCUUGUUCAUUUCUGGCACGAAGAUGAGAGCAUUGGCAAAGAACAGAGAAAACCCUCCUGAUGGAUUUAUGUGCCCUGGAGGCUGGAAAGUGCUUGUGGAUUACUAUGACAGUUUGACUCUUACCGGAAAUACCAGACUCCCAGAGAAGAUUCCGGUCUAAGACAGACUAAACACAUUCUUUUUUUUGUAUGUUUUGUUUUAGAAAAGUAAUAACAUUAUAGUUUCUUUAAGAUCUCAAAAUAAUGAUUAGUCAUGGUAAUAAGAUUUGGAAAAGUUUAUAUGAACAAUGGUGUUGAAAUUUUGAGAUAUACCGA